Molecule: messenger RNA, 1945 nt
Organism: Pocillopora verrucosa
Lineage: Eukaryota; Metazoa; Cnidaria; Anthozoa; Scleractinia; Pocilloporidae
Product: legumain
Biological process (GO): vacuolar protein processing
Molecular function (GO): cysteine-type endopeptidase activity
Source: RefSeq, a predicted model, not a curated record
ACUAAGGUAGCAACUUAACGUCUCAUUUGCGUGCCUCGUUCAGUUAUAGUAGGCGGCAGACUGUGUAUCAAUACGUCAGAGAUAUAAAGAAUCAUGUUGGCAGGACUGCUUAUCCUCAGUCUUUCAUUCCUCGCUGCCUCAGCAGAAACUGGAAAGCACUGGGCUCUGAUUGUAGCUGGAUCCAACGGAUGGUACAAUUACAGGCACCAGGCUGAUACAUGCCAUGCCUACCAGAUUCUCCACAAAAAUGGUAUUCCUGAUGAAAACAUUGUAGUCAUGAUGUAUGAUGACAUUGCCCAUAAUCCCUCGAAUCCAACACCUGGCAUCAUUAUAAACAAGCCAAAUGGAGACGAUGUGUACAAGGGUGUUCCAAAAGACUACACAAAGGAGGAUGUGACACCAGAUAACUUCUUGAACAUUCUGAAGGGAAAUAAACAAGCCAUGAGUGGGAUUGGUAGUGGAAAAGUGAUUGACAGUGGGCCAAAUGACCAUGUUUUUGUUUAUUUCACUGAUCAUGGAGCUACUGGACUCAUUGCAUUUCCAAGUGAUGAGUUGAUGGCACAUGACUUAAUAGCUGCCCUGGAUGAGAUGUAUGAAAACAAGAAAUUCAGCAAGUUGGUGUUCUACCUUGAAGCUUGUGAGUCAGGGUCCAUGUUUCACAAGAAGCUCAAGAACAACAUAGACAUCUAUGCGACUACUGCUGCCAAUCCUGAUGAAUCUUCCUAUGCUUGCUACUACGACAAGAAAAGGCAAACGUACCUUGGGGAUGUGUACUCUGUGAAGUGGAUGGAAAACUCUGAUGCGGUUGAUCUGACUAAGGAGACACUCAUGAAGCAAUUCCAAAUUGUGAAAGAAGAGACGAACACUAGUCAUGUGAUGCAGUAUGGAGACAUGGAUUAUGUUAAUGAUGACCUGGACGAGUUCCAAGGUGACGGCAUGGGAAGUGUUUCCGGAAAAUCUCCGGAGGAGUAUCGUGGGGAACAAAUUACCGAUGCCAUUCCUUCACCAGAUGUCGAGCUGAAUAUCCUUCACCAUCGCCUAAAGGAUAGCGCGAGCCUGGCCGAAAGACGAGAAAUCGCUCGUGAAAUCGAAGAGUUGCUUGAGCGGAAGGAAGGUGUCAGAAAAACAAUGGAGUCGAUUGUGGAGCAAUGUACCUCCUCUGAGGAGCAGAAGACUCGGGUCCUGAAGACUCGUGCUGAUCCGGAAGACUUUGACUGUUAUAAGCAGGCUGUCAAAACUUUCUCAAAGACCUGUUACAAUCUGGGACAGAAUGACCACGCCCUGCGUCACGUGUAUGCCCUCUCUAACUUGUGCGAAGAAAACAUUCCAACUGAAAUGAUUGUAUCUGCAAUCAUGAAAGAGUGUGCUGGAAUCAAUUAGAAAAGGAACAUCCUCUGUCUUCGAAUUUUUAGUAUUUGCAAGGCCUGGGGCUUUUAGCUGUUUUCACAUAUGUUGAUCUUUUCUCUUUUAAAUGAUUAGAUAGAGUUUUUACUUUGUAUACUUUGUAUCCUAAUUUUUUGUACUUGAUGGUUUCAAUUCUAUUUUACUACGUUCUUUGAUCUGUUGACCGCUGCAAGGUGAUCAGACUAUUAAUGAUUUAUCUCUGGUUGAGCUAACAUUUGAAUGAAGAACUUAGUCAGAACUGGGAUACAAAAGUUUGAAACAUUUUUUUAAAUUGUACAAUUGUAUCUCACGCAGGCUAACAAUUGAGCUUAAACUCAGGGAUAAAUAGAAUAACUCUGUAUCAUGUUUUUGAUCUUAAAAGUGCUAGCGAUAUAACAUUGUAAUUCCGCCUUCUUGGCAGUAAAGAUGAAAUGUAAAAAACCGAUAGGUUAGUGUUUGCUUCCAAAGUACCACUGCCUUGCGUUAAUCAAUAAUACACGAAUUAUUAAUUUUUUUAUCAGUUCUUUUUAGGAAUAUGAAUAAAACUUCUGAAAAAUUUGUA